This is a messenger RNA of Formica exsecta, 1916 nucleotides long. RefSeq names its product protein FAM76A. The record is from RefSeq and is a predicted model, not a curated record. The transcript is spliced from 7 exons. Bases 291 to 1280 code for a protein of 329 amino acids. Lineage: Eukaryota; Metazoa; Arthropoda; Insecta; Hymenoptera; Formicidae.
GCUGUCACGCUGUCGGCCAUAUUACUCGGUCGCGGCGGUCGCCGAUCGCAGAUGGCUACGUAAAAGUCAACAACCGGUUUUCGCGGUGUAAUAGAAACGCGGAUUUCAUCACGAUUGGGAUAAUCGUCGCGUCGUCAUCGAUUCUCUUCGUUCUCUCUCUUUUUUUUUUUUCGUCGCGAAACAGUAGCCACGAUCGUUCUCUCUCCUUCGAUCUAUCGCGCCUCUCCUUCGGCUGCCGCCUCUUCGUCGUCUCGUUGCCCAGUGACGUAUUCAGCGACUCGUUGCCGAAGAUGAGCGCGAACAAUGUGCAAGCGCUCUUCGCGUGCUCCCGGUGCUUCUCCAGGCAUCCCUUCGAAGAUCUCUCGCCCGGACAACAAUUGUGCAAGGAAUGCAGAGGAGCAUUUCCCGUGGUAAAAUGUACAUACUGCAGAUCAGAAUUCCAACAAACUAUAAAGGGCAAUACGAGCACUAUAUGUAAAAAGUGCGAGCAAAAUGUAAAAUCUUAUGGGAAGCCGUCAGCUUGCGAGUACUGCAAUACCAUAGCUGCAUUUAUUGGUAGCAAAUGCCAACGGUGUACGAACUCGGAGAAACGCUAUGGACCACCAGUUACAUGCGAACAAUGCAAGCAGAAGUGUGCCUUUGAUAGACAGGACGAGGAUAAAAAGGUAGAUGGCAAGUUAUUGUGUUGGCUCUGUACAUUGUCGUAUAAACGAGCAUUGGCAAAGACAAAGCAAUCAGAUGCAGAGAGAAGGGCGCAUAUGAAAAUGGCACAACAACGGGCUGCAAAACACAAAGAACAAAAGUUAAAAGGCCACAAUAAAAGACCGCACAGAGUCGAUGUGACGAAGUUGCCGCCGCAAUCUGAGGGCGGAGACACGAAUGGUCCCACUCCCGUGAAAGCGGCGCGGAUGGUUGGAAUGCACGAUCCGCACGAUCCAAACAGUUCGGAUCACGUUGUGGCGGUUACGCAACUCAAAGAAAAGAUAGCGCAUCUUCAAAAGCAAAUUAGUAUAAAAGACAGUCAAUUACUAGCAAAAGAUAGACAAAUUACCGAACUUAAGGCGAAAAAUUUCACAUCCGAGACCGAGCUGCGCAAUAAAAUGAAAGCAUCGGAAAAGGAAUAUGAAGCGAAAAUUUCUAAUAUGCAGCAUAAGAUAUCUAGUUUGCUGAAGGAAGUAGCGUCGUUAUCGAAAACUUCUAAGCGAGGUGAUCGGGUGGCCGCUACCAAGACAGAAGCUGGGACCAACAGUGGGAGUGGAACAGACAGUCCUGUACCUUGAUAAGCUGGUGUGAAGUGAGUCCCGUUUCUCGUAUUGUUUCCAGGGAAUUGAUUAACUGACAACCUACUCGAAUGUCCAUACCCGCAUAAAUCACACAUGUGGUACAUUACGCAUAUAGUUAAUUGUUUCCAUUAACAGGGCGAAAUCGUAUUAUUUUUCUAAUUACUAUAGAAUUGUAUAUUAUAUUCUCUCACAAUAUGUGUACUGGAAAAAAGACUUACUCGCAUCUCCAUUUAGGGGAGAUCAAUGAUGCAAGUGCAAAAUUUAUAUGUAACAAUUUAGAUAGCUUCCUUUUCUUUUAUUUUUCGACAACUGCAAGCCUUGCACGGCUGCAGUUUGCCAACAGUAUCAGUUUUUAUGGCGAAAAAUUAGCAAAAUUUGAAUCUUAAAGAAAACAAAUUAUUAAAUGAUCUUGUUUUAUGGCACGAAAUUAUGAAAGAUUUCGGGCUCGCAUCGACAAAUUCGAAUCGAUGGAUUGCACGUAUGUAUAUACAUACAUAUGUGUGGAUAUAAUAAGUGACACGCAUGCGCGGAUAACGUUGCUGUGGCAUUUUAUUAUUUAUAAUAAUGAUGUAACAGCGAUGAAUCAGGAUAUGGUGAUUGUAGAUCAAUUUACAAUAAAAAUUUGGAAACCAA